Monascus purpureus is the source of this 207-nucleotide messenger RNA. Lineage: Eukaryota; Fungi; Ascomycota; Eurotiomycetes; Eurotiales; Aspergillaceae. The record is from the annotation of a GenBank genome assembly.
AUGGAUCCGAGAUGGUAUAUCCGCAAGCCCUUCGGGUUCUCCUACUUUUCAAAGGAACUGGUCCCCAUAGCUCACGCCUGGGUCGAGACAACGGGGAAUGUUGUGUUCUGGAGGUAUAAUGAAAACGGCGGACACUUUGCCGCAUUGGAACGGCCACAAGAGCUUGCUGAUGACCUUACUGCGUUUAUUGAGCAGGUGUGGACUUGA